AUGAGCUACAAGUCCAGAGGCGCGUGUGGGGAUGUGUUUCUGGUGUUCCUCGAGGCAGAUUUCUCCCGUCAAUUCGCCAUGAAAAUAGUGGACAAGAAGUCCUUCACUAGCACAAUCAUAGCACCCUCAGCAACUACAAGUGGGGUGCUGCGCAACUCUGCCAAUGACUUCUUGAGCGAGGUCAACAUUCUCAAGCAGUUGCAGCAUCCUUGUAUCAUACAUGUGCAUGAAGUAUUUGACUACCCGGAUCGACUAUAUCUCGUUCUUGAGAGAGCGAUUGGUGGUGAGUUAUUUGACAGAGUUGUGAAGAAGGAUGGAUUGGAUGAGUUCACUGCGAAGCUCUACUUCUAUCAAAUGCUACUGGCAAUAGAGUACCUGCACUCAAAGAACGUCGUGCAUAGAGAUUUGAAGCCGGAAAAUAUUCUGCUGGCAAGUGAGGCGGACAUGACCCUGAUUAAAGUGACAGACUUCGGUUUGUCGAAACUGGUGGGGGAGCAGUCGCUGAUGAAAACACUUUGUGGCACCCCCAACUACCUUGCCCCCGAGAUAAUCAAGACAUCGGGCAUGGGACACUACAAUAGCAAGGUCGACUCGUGGAGUCUUGGUGUCAUCCUCUUCAUCAUGUUGGCCGCCUACCCUCCCUUCUCAGAUGAUUACAAUGACAUGCCCCUGGUUGAGCAGAUCAAGAAGGCUCGCUUCUCCUUUGCCGACCAUGCAUGGAAGUCAGUCAGCAAAGAAGCAAAGAAUCUGAUCAGCAAAAUGAUCGUUGUCAACGCUGCGAAGAGAUUCAACUGCACACAGGCACUCCGGCACAAUUGGCUCAAAGAUGAAGUAAUGGUUAAGCAAGCCGAAGAAUUGAUGAGGAAAGACAUCGAUACAAGAGAUGCGACAGCUAAAAAGCCUUCAUCAGAAGAUGUGAAUGCUAGUGUUAUGCAAAAUAUAUCACAUGAGAGCGAGGCGGACUUGCUGAAUAAUACGGUGCAACUGAAGAAAACAGACUCGUGUAAAGAAAACGCUAACCUCACUGUAGCAAAUGUAUCAGAGAAGGACAUAGCGUGGAAGUUAGAAGAAGAUUCUUCAGAAUCGUGUUCAGGUGCCAAGAAAGCAAAAGUCGAUAUGCUGAAUUGAACUUAUGCAAGCUGAACAUUCUUAAUUGAUUUUGUUUUGGUAUUAUAUUCCAACUGUCAAAGAAAAUUAACCAUUUUUGUAAAUCAUCACAUGGUUAUAUGG
Symsagittifera roscoffensis is the source of this 1230-nucleotide messenger RNA. Its product is annotated as myosin light chain kinase A-like. Gene Ontology annotation, molecular function: ATP binding; protein kinase activity. The transcript has 8 exons. The record is from RefSeq and is a predicted model, not a curated record. Bases 1 to 1128 code for a protein of 375 amino acids. Lineage: Eukaryota; Metazoa; Xenacoelomorpha; Acoela; Convolutidae. Gene Ontology annotation, biological process: protein phosphorylation.